This is a messenger RNA of Ilex paraguariensis (yerba mate), 3793 nucleotides long. NCBI's taxonomy places the organism in Eukaryota, Viridiplantae, Streptophyta, Magnoliopsida, Aquifoliales, Aquifoliaceae. The record is from the annotation of a GenBank genome assembly.
GCCAAAGCCUAGUCCAUGUGCCAGACAGCCAUAGACACAGAGCAUACGAUUCUUCAGCUCUGAACAUCCACAAUCGGCACGCGACCCUAGGUCUCUCUCUCUCUCUCUCUCUCCACACGCCCCUCUAUCUCACAGAAGACGCCGUUAAUCGAUUCACCGAGCUCUCUUAUCUGUACAACCAAUCCUUAUCACCAUCAUCAUCAUAAUCGUCGUGUGUCGUUUUGGAUGUUAAUGUGUGAGCGAUCGUCAUGUAUAUAACGGCCUGUUCGUCUGCUACUUCUUCACUCCUCAGAGCCUCACGGUCUCGAUUUUCGUCUUCCCUAUCCUCAUCUUUUUCUUCUCUCGCUAGAAGUGGUUCUCAUUCCUCACCGGCUGUGUUCAACCAGAGCCGAUCUCUAGGAUACUCCUCGGCGUUGCGGUCCCUACGGUGCUCUGUUUCGCGGUGGAGUCACGGUGUCGAUUGGAAGUCUCCGUUGAGUCUUAGGUCCCAGAUCAGGACUGUCGCUCCUCCUGCUAUCAACGGCUUCGAACGAAAGAUCGCUACUAUGGCUUCUGAGAAUGCUUUCAAGGGUAUCCUUACCAGUCUACCCAAGCCUGCAGGUGGCGAAUUCGGAAAAUUCUAUAGCCUGCCUGCUCUGAAUGAUCCAAGGAUAGAUAAGCUUCCAUACUCUAUUAGAAUCCUUCUUGAAUCAGCAAUUCGUAAUUGUGACAACUUUCAAGUCACUAAGGAAGAUGUUGAGAAGAUUAUUGAUUGGGAAAAAACUUCCCCGAAGCAAGUUGAAAUUCCCUUCAAGCCUGCCCGUGUUCUCUUGCAGGAUUUUACUGGUGUACCAGCUGUGGUUGACCUUGCUUGUAUGCGUGAUGCCAUGAAUAAGCUUGGCAGUGAUUCUAACAAGAUCAAUCCUUUGGUUCCUGUAGAUCUUGUUAUAGAUCAUUCAGUCCAAGUUGAUGUGGCAAGGUCAGAAAAUGCCGUGCAAGCCAAUAUGGAGCUUGAAUUUCAGAGAAACAAGGAGAGAUUUGCUUUUCUCAAAUGGGGAUCUAAUGCUUUUCAAAAUAUGCUUGUUGUUCCUCCAGGGUCUGGUAUAGUGCAUCAGGUUAAUCUUGAAUAUCUUGGACGGGUCGUUUUUAACACUGACGGCGUAAUCUACCCAGAUAGUGUGGUCGGAACUGAUUCCCACACUACUAUGAUCGAUGGAUUAGGGGUUGCAGGUUGGGGAGUUGGAGGAAUUGAAGCAGAGGCAGCAAUGCUUGGCCAGCCAAUGAGCAUGGUGUUGCCUGGUGUUGUUGGGUUCAAGUUAUCUGGAGAAUUACGCAAUGGUGUCACGGCAACUGACUUGGUCUUAACUGUCACACAAAUUCUUAGGAAGCACGGUGUUGUUGGCAAAUUUGUCGAGUUCUAUGGGGAUGGUAUGGGUGAACUAUCAUUAGCUGACAGGGCCACCAUUGCCAACAUGUCUCCUGAGUAUGGUGCAACGAUGGGGUUUUUCCCUGUAGAUCAUGUUACUUUGCAAUAUCUCAAAUUAACUGGAAGAAGUGAUGAGACUGUGGCAAUGAUAGAAGCAUAUCUGCGGGCAAAUAAGAUGUUUGUUGACUAUAAAGAGCCUCAACAAGAAAGGGUGUACUCAUCCUACUUAAAUCUAGACCUUGCAGACGUUGAGCCCUGUGUUUCAGGGCCUAAGAGACCUCAUGACCGUGUUCCUUUGAAAGAAAUGAAAGCUGAUUGGCAUUCUUGCCUUGAUAACAAAGUGGGAUUUAAGGGCUUUGCUGUACCAAAGGAUACCCAAGAAAAAGUGGCAAAAUUCUCAUUCCAUGGAAAUCCAGCGGAGCUAAAGCAUGGUAGUGUCGUGAUUGCUGCUAUCACAAGCUGCACAAAUACAUCAAACCCUAGUGUUAUGCUUGGUGCAGCCCUUGUUGCCAAAAAGGCAUGCGAAUUGGGUCUACAGGUUAAACCAUGGAUUAAAACUAGUCUCGCUCCAGGAUCUGGUGUUGUUACAAAAUAUUUACUCCAGAGUGGGCUGCAAAAGUAUUUGAAUGAGCAAGGCUUUCAUAUUGUUGGAUAUGGCUGCACAACCUGUAUUGGAAAUUCUGGGGAUUUAGAUGAAACAGUUGCUUCUGCAAUAACAGAAAAUGACAUUGUUGCAGCUGCUGUUCUUUCUGGGAACCGGAACUUUGAGGGUCGUGUUCAUGCCUUGACAAGAGCAAACUACCUUGCUUCACCUCCUUUAGUUGUUGCCUAUGCCCUUGCUGGCACGGUUGACAUUGAUUUUGAGAAGGAGCCAAUUGGAGUAGGAAAGGAUGGUAAGAAUGUCUAUUUUAGGGAUAUCUGGCCAUCUACUGAAGAAAUUGCUGAGGUUGUUCAAUCCAGUGUAUUGCCUGAUAUGUUCAAGAGUACUUAUGAGGCUAUCACGAAGGGUAAUACCAUGUGGAAUCAACUAUCAAUCCCAGCUUCCAAGCUGUACUCAUGGGACCACGAAUCUACAUACAUUCACGAGCCACCAUAUUUCAAGGGCAUGACCAUGGAUCCUCCUGGAUCCCAUGGAGUGAAGGAUGCCUAUUGCUUGCUGAACUUUGGUGACAGUAUUACAACAGAUCACAUCUCCCCAGCAGGAAGCAUUCAUAAAGAUAGUCCAGCUGCGAAGUACCUUCUUGAGCGUGGUGUGGAUCGCAAGGACUUCAAUUCCUAUGGCAGCCGUCGUGGCAAUGAUGAAGUGAUGGCAAGGGGAACUUUUGCCAACAUCCGGCUUGUUAACAAGCUAUUAAAUGGGGAAGUAGGCGCAAAGACAGUUCACAUUCCCACAGGGGAGAAACUCUAUGUCUUUGAUGCUGCAAUGAGGUACAAGGCUGCUGGGCAGGAAACUAUUAUCUUGGCUGGAGCAGAGUAUGGAAGUGGAAGCUCUCGAGACUGGGCUGCCAAGGGCCCAAUGUUAUUGGGAGUUAAAGCGGUGAUCUCAAAAAGCUUUGAAAGGAUUCAUCGCAGUAAUUUGGUAGGAAUGGGUAUUAUUCCACUUUGUUUCAAGUCCGGUGAGGAUGCGGACACACUAGGAUUGACGGGUCAUGAGCGAUAUACCAUUGACCUCCCAAGCAAAAUUAGUGAGAUCCGGCCUGGCCAAGAUGUCACCGUCAACACCGACUCUGGAAAAUCUUUCACUUGCACCGCCCGCUUUGACACCGAGGUGGAGUUGGCUUAUUUCAAUAAUGGUGGCAUUCUUCCAUACGUUAUUCGCCAGCUGAUUACACAGUGAGUGGCUCGGGCCUCAUUCCAUUUGAGCUUUUCAAAUUGUAAAACUUGAAAGGAGAAUAAAAGUUUCCACAAUAUUAAUACCCCUUGUAAGGGACAGGAAUAUUGAGAUUUCUUUCCUCGCAACAAACGGAACAACAAUUUUUUGUAAUACCUGCUUUACUAUGUGACUUUUUAUCCUUGGACAACUGAAGAUUUAUCCCAUGAGCGAGUAAAAAUGCGACAUUAUUAUUUUCGCAUAUAAGGUAGCGGAUGGUGGAUGUUUAAAGUAAGAAAAUUCUCAGUCUUAAUUGUUAUUAUGUUUGUAGGCUUACAUAAAAUGUUAAACAUAGACGUGUUUAGCAUAGAAUCUGUUUAUUCAAUUGAGAAAUUCUGUUUCCUAAGUUUUAAUUAUGUUGUAAAUCAAAUCUUCUGUGAGCUGUGAAAAUGAGGAUCAAACUGUUUUGCAUUUGUAAAACAGUAAAUGCGAAACAGUUUUUCUAUUUUCGAAUAUAAAAAAACAGAAAAGAAGUUGUUUGGACGGUAGAAUUUUGUGUUCAGUUUUUCAAAAUAUGG